CGUUGAUGCAUUCAUACUCGAGAUCAAUCGCUACAUAUCAAUCGCCCCGUUUACUUUACGAAAAUCUACAAAGGAUUCUAAACUAGGAGAUUAUUUCAUUCCAAAGGAUACACAGGUUUGGGUGAAUUUGUUUGGUGUUCACCACGAUGAGCGCUACUUUGCUGAUCCAUGGGCGUUUAAACCAGAACGUUUCCUUGACGAGAAUGGUGACGUGAUUCCAGUUGAUCAAAGAAAGAUGCUGAUGCCAUUUGGAGCAGGAAGGCGUGUUUGUGUCGGUGAACAGUUGGCGAGGGCGCGAUUAUUUCUCUUCUUUACUGCAAUGCUGCAGAAGUUCAC
Owenia fusiformis is the source of this 336-nucleotide messenger RNA. The record is from the annotation of a GenBank genome assembly. Lineage: Eukaryota; Metazoa; Annelida; Polychaeta; Sabellida; Oweniidae.